This is a messenger RNA of Thermothielavioides terrestris NRRL 8126, 582 nucleotides long. RefSeq lists its product as uncharacterized. The transcript has 3 exons. NCBI's taxonomy places the organism in Eukaryota, Fungi, Ascomycota, Sordariomycetes, Sordariales, Chaetomiaceae. The annotation marks the transcript as partial. The record is from RefSeq and is a predicted model, not a curated record.
AUGUUCGACUGUUCGCUGUCCCAGUCCCGCUUGUAUUUUCAGCUCCUCCAACUGCUUCUCAUCAUUCCUAUGUGGAUCAAAGAGACAAGACGCGAUGUCGAGAAACUUCGCGCGUCGUAUGGAGGAUUCUGGGGCGUCGAGUCCAACGUCCUGAGAGAUUACCCCGAAAUCGACGAGGCGGAAUCCGCCAAGACGGUGGGUGAAAAUUGGAAGACCUUGAUGGAUGACUUCGGUUCGCUUGAGGAUCGGCUUUUAAAGCGCAUCGAGGCUAAGACUAACGAGGUUCGGGGUCUACGCGAUGGGGUGUGUGACGUGCGGCUGCUCAAUGUCAACACACUAUUGGAGGCGUCCAAAACGACGUCAAUGAACCGAUACAUCAUAAUAUUCACCGUUCUCACCAUUUUCUACCUGCCGCUGGGGUUCGUCACGGCCGUUUUCAGUAUUGACAUCCUUACCAAUCAGGACUUGUCCAGCUUGAAAGGCCAAUAUGCUGCGUCCACAGUCGUGGUCUCCAUCCUCACGUAUCUCGUGGCGGGCGGGCUCAUGAUGUUUGUCGACCGCCGCGAGAUCAAAGCUUACAUC